Macrosteles quadrilineatus (aster leafhopper) is the source of this 847-nucleotide messenger RNA. RefSeq lists its product as uncharacterized. The record is from RefSeq and is a predicted model, not a curated record. The transcript is spliced from 6 exons. The coding region runs from base 86 to 568 and encodes 160 amino acids. Lineage: Eukaryota; Metazoa; Arthropoda; Insecta; Hemiptera; Cicadellidae.
UCCACUCCAAUGUCCAGUAAAAGUGUGUCACAGCAACACGAAGAGUCAAUCGUAAAUAGUCCAAUUGAACAAAUGCCAUCAAUGAAUGGAGAUGUUGAAAAUACAACUGAUGAACCUACUUCCAGACGAAGCUGUUGAAAGGCUUGAGGAACAACAAAUAGAGGAAGGAGUUCCAGCAAGUGAGAGUAGUGGGUUCACUCAAGUGAGCACAGAACAAUUGUUCACCAUUACUUCAGAUAAUCUCCAAAAAGCAAGAGCAAAAUGCUCCUUGACCUCCAGCCAAAAUUUGGUAAAACCAACCACACCUUUGCAAUCAACAUCAAGAGCGGAUUCUUGUGCCAAGACAAGCAAUUUUGAAGAAACAUGUAUUACAAACCAAAAUUUGAUGACAAAUUAUUUAAAGCAAAUCCUUGGUGAGUUGUCAUCAAUGAAUGACAAACUGGAAAAAAUGUCACAAACACAAGAGAUGGACCUGAGGAUUGUUCAAUCCAACUUGGAGGAUAGUCUUCCAUUAAAAGACCUGGAGAGUCUUGAUACACUAGAGGAGAAACUAGAGGAAAAAAAAUGAAGAAGAACUGAUUCAUCUCCUUGCACGUGCUGGAGGAUCAUCGACAGCUGAUGCCUGUAGGAGGGCCCUGCGAACAGUGAUGGCAGAUGAAGUUGCCUGUCUAUUUAGCUGGGCAGGGCAGAAAGGGAAGAGAGCAUUUAGCUCUCUCCGAAUGAAGACAGCAGUUUUCAGAGCUGUGCAGAAACAGUUUGCAGACUCAAAGAAUAAAGACAUCGAAAGAGCAGUACAAGAUUGGCUCAAGCCAUCAAAAAAUCGCCUCCUCAGCAAGGAGAAAUCUCG